Molecule: messenger RNA, 4750 nt
Organism: Trematomus bernacchii (emerald rockcod)
Lineage: Eukaryota; Metazoa; Chordata; Actinopteri; Perciformes; Nototheniidae
Product: collagen alpha-1(XVIII) chain-like
Exons: 44
Coding region: 115-3813 (1232 amino acids)
Source: RefSeq, a predicted model, not a curated record
GUUUGGAGUGAGUGAGCGGGGCAGGCAGAGUGAGCUCCAUCUCUCUCUCUUAGAAGGGCUAUCACACAUGAACAGGACAACUUUAGUUUGGAUCUAAGCUUACCGUCACUGAAGAUGACUUCACGCAUUCCUCCCUGGUUCUUUGGAAUAUUUCUGCUAGUGCUCCGGUUCUGCUGCCAUCGCUCCUCCGCUCAGCUUUUGGAAGAUCAUCGUUUUCCGGGAACGUUAGACCUGACAGAGUUGAUCGGCGUCCCCCUGCCUCCCUCUGUUUUCUUCGUCGCGGGCUUUGAGGGUUACCCCGCCUACAGCUUCGGCCCCGACGCCAACGUGGGCCGCCUCACCAAGUCCUUCAUCCCCGACCCCUUCUACUACGACUUCGCCGUCAGGGUCAUCGCUAAACCCACCACACGGCAAGGGGGGAUGCUGUUCGCCAUCACAGACGCCUCCCAAAAAAUUGUACACUUAGGUCUCGCGUUGUCGGAGGUGGAGGAUGGCUCCCAGAGAGUCGUUCUGUACUACACGGACCCCGGAACAGGGGGGACGCAGGAAGCGGCUUCCUUCAAAAUGGGAGACAUGACGGAACGAUGGGCGAGCUUUUCCCUCACCGUACAGGGGGCAGAGGUGCGUCUCUACAUGGACUGUGAGGAGUAUCAUCGAGUGGCCUUCAGCAGGAGCCCCCAGCCUCUCACCUUUGAGCCCAGCUCGGGAAUGUUCAUCGGGAACGCUGGGGGGACGGGUCUGCAGAGGUUUGUGGGCUCCAUCCAGCAGCUGGUGCUGACGUCAGAUCUCAAGGUCCCAGAUGACCAGUGUGAGGAGGACGAUCCCUAUGCCUCUGAGUAUGGGAGCGGUGACGAUGCUUAUGACGACUUGAAGGGAAGAGACGAAGUGAAGAAGAUUGUGAACACCAUGCCCCUCCCAGAGCUGGACCCCUCGUACAGCGCCCCUGUCCAAGCCCCCCCCACAGAGAUGUCCCGGGGCUUCGUAGAUGAUGAUGAUGAAGACAUAGAGGAGACUUCUGGACAGGAAGUGGAGAAGACCACACUAAUGGUGAAGUCAUCUCGAACAAUUACUCCAGCCUCCAUACGUGACACUUCCCUGCAGGUGUCUUCAGGACAGAAAGGAGAGCAAGGUGAGCCAGGUCCAUCUGGGCCCCCUGGCCCUCCAGGAACAGCCUCUGAAGGGGAACCGGGACCCCGGGGGCCACAGGGACCAGCGGGGUCCUCAGGCAAACCAGGGGCUUCUGGGAAAGAUGGACAGGCUGGAAGAAAAGGUGAAACUGGUGCCCAAGGAGCCACUGGGAUUCCAGGAUUCCCAGGACUCCAGGGCGACUCUGGUCUUAUUGGAGAGAAGGGUGAUCCUGGUCUGGGACGCCCAGGUCCUCCGGGCCCACCUGGACCUCCAGGUCCAACCAGCAAGUCUUCCAUGUUCCUGCAGGAGGGGUCAGGAGGGUUAAAAGACUUUGACAGUGAUGCAGAGAUUAUGAGGGGGCCUCCAGGGCCACCAGGCGUCCCGGGGCAGCCGGGGCCUCCAGGAGCCCAGUCUGAGAACAUGUUUCCUGGAUCACCCGGGGCCCCUGGGAAAGAUGGGAAGGAUGGACAGAGGGGGGAACCUGGAGUUCCUGGAGUUGAUGGAAAAGAUGGUGAUCCAGGAUCUGCUGGGGAGAAAGGAGGCAAGGGAGAGCCUGGUGUAAACGGGCAACCAGGAACAAAGGGGGAUCAGGGUCCUGCAGGGUUUCCAGGCCAGCCAGGCUCAGAGGGUCCAGAGGGGCAUCCUGGACCCCGGGGGGCACCGGGCCCUCCUGGCCCCCCACAGAGAGGCUAUUCUACGGACUUUGAGGACUUGGAAGGCUCUGGGAUGCAAAGUGGAUUUGGAUCAGCACUUUCCAGAGGCCCAGAGGGUCCUGCAGGUGUUCCUGGAAUUCAAGGACCCAUGGGUAAAGAUGGUUUGGAUGGGGCCGCAGGAAAGCCAGGGGAAAGGGGGGAGAAAGGUGCCACAGGGUCCCCAGGGUUUCCAGGACUGGAUGGAUUUAAAGGGGGAGAGGGCCUGAAGGGGGACAAAGGAGUUCCAGGACAGAAGGGUGAAGCGGGACGAGACGGGCUCAGUAUUCCAGGCCCUCCAGGACCCCCUGGACCCCCAGGACCCCUCAUCAACCUGCAGGAUCUUCAAUUAAACGAUACGGAUGGCACCUUCAACUUCUCAGGGAUUGCUGGUCCUCAGGGUCCAAAGGGGGACGGAGGGUUGCCAGGAGUUCAGGGACCUUCAGGAAUUAAAGGUGAAAGAGGGGAGCCAGGGUUGUUCCUCGCAGCCGACGGAUCGAUGUCGUCGAGCCUGGCUGCUGCACCAGGAGUCAAGGGUGAUCAUGGUUUACCUGGACCUGUUGGAAUUCAAGGCCCGAACGGACCUUCAGGACCAAAGGGAGAGUUUGGUUUUCCUGGAAGACCUGGUCGUCCAGGCACGAUGGGGCUUAAAGGAGAGAGGGGGGACGUUGCAGGCCUGCCGGGACUUCCGGGCCCUGCAGGGCUGCCGGGCCUCCCAGGAAUAUUCAACUGCCCCAAAGGAACCGUGUUCCCCCUCCCCCCAAGACCCCACUGCAAACAGACUCUUAAUCCCGAUGGAACUGUUGCAGUAGGUAACUGUCAGACGGGAUACAAAGGGGAUAGGGGAGAGAGCGGUCUUCCUGGGCUGCCGGCACCACAAAGCUCAUUUCCUUCAAGGGGAGGCUGGGGCUCAAGUGGUGACCAGGGCCUUAAGGGAGAGAAGGGAGACGGGGGGGAGGGAGGGUUCUCCGGAACACCAGGCACCCCCGGGAGAACCGGACCUGUGGGCCCCAAAGGAGAGUCUGUGAUCGGACCCCGGGGCCCCCCCGGGUUGCCGGGUUUACCGGGGUACCCCGGCUAUGGCAGACCAGGACCGAUGGGCCCUGCUGGACCCCCAGGGCCUCCGGGACCCUCUGGGACCCCCUUAAGUUACGACUCAGGUACAAUUCAUUCACCUUUGACUGUUGCUGGCCCCCCCGGACCUCCUGGACCUCCUGGACCUUCGGGUAGCUCUUCAUCUAUGAAGACAUUUACGUCCUUUGAGAGCAUGAUGCAGCACACGGUCAGAGACGCAGAGGGAACCAUGGCCUACGUCACGUCAACAGGAAGUCUCUUCAUCAAAGUCUCUCAGGGCUGGAAAGAGAUCCAGCUUGGCAGUCUGAUCCACCUCUCCAAUAACAUUAUCCCUCAAGACGAGCCUCGCAUUGCAUAUCAGAUAAGAGGAGAGGCGAUGGAAAGAAUACGUUCCGUUAAUGAAAGGCUGACCCUGGUGGCUCUGAACCAGCCUCACUCGGGUCACAUGACGGGGCUAAACACGGCCGACCGCCUGUGCUACGAGCAAGCCAAGGCCAUGGGUCUGGCUCCAAACUACCGCGCCUUCAUUUCCUCCAACAGGCAGGACCUGGUUCUCGUGGUCGAUCGCGGGUUCAGGGAGAAUCUGCCCGUCACCAACCUCAGGGGAGAUGUGAUGUUUAGGAACUGGCAAGAAAUCUUCACAGGCGACGGGGGGCCGCUGGAUGCCAGAAUACCCCUCUACUCCUUCGACGGUCGGGACGUUAUAGCUGAUCCUUUCUGGCCUCAGAAGAGCAUGUGGCACGGCUCCAGCAGCAGGGGUCUCCGGGUGGUGGACAAACACUGCGAGACGUGGCGGGCAGACCACAUGUCCGUCAUGGGGCAGUCCUCCAGCCUGACCUCAGGUCUGCUCCUGGGCCAGCAGACCAGGAGCUGCUCCAACCAAUACAUCGUUCUGUGCAUCGAGACUCACAAAACCCUUUAAACAAACUCCUUUUGUGGAAAGAUCCAAAUUUGUGUCUGUUUAAAAAAACAUCCCCACAUGUUAUCUCCUUAUUUUCAACCCGGUGGCACAUAAUGUAAAACAGCAGCAGUAGCUGUACUUAUUCAUGACGAAAAGGAAAAUUGCUAACAUCCCGAGAAGCACGGUAAAGCUUUAUUUAUGUUGAAAUGAUUCCCACGGCACCUUUAACUUCAACGUCACUUUACGACUUGUGAAUCAAACAUAAAGUAACAUAAGCAGAAUUCCCCCCCCCCCCCCCAUAGUCACUGAGGUGUGUCGAGGAGAAUAUUGUUAGUCUCUUUGUUCAGCAAGAGACUGAAGACGUGCAGCGGCCGCAGGAUUCUGCACCUGUCCGGGAAAAAACGUUUGAACAAAUGAUCCAUUUCCAAAGACUUUUGUGAUGGAAGCAUAAAUGGCUUCUUUGACUGGUUCCAUCACUUAGAGCACACAGCAGUGUUGCCACCAAAGUCCUGUUUUGAUGCACUGUACUUUAUUUUAUCUAGUUUAACAUGUUCAUCUUUGAACGUUUUGUUUGUGUCGUAGCUUUUCAUCCAUCUCACACCUUAGCAGCUUUUCCUCUCAAUAGGCUAUUUAAUUUAAAAUCAAUGAUUUAUUUAUGCUGUCACAAAACAUGAAAUCAGAUGAGUCCAUUUAAGAAUGUAAUUUAUCGUUUGUUGUUUGUCAAAUGACUGUAUCUUCUAACUCUUUGCCUUUUUUUCUAUUUUUUGUACAUUUUUUUAUGUUUUUAGUUUUCUGCACAAUGUCAAACAAAUGCCAUCUAGUGUCGGGAUACAAUUGAAACGAGUUUAAUAAUUUCAUACUAAAAAAAAGAAGACUAACAAAAUGUUUUUUAAGGGAGAAAAUCACAUGUGUUUGUAUAAAUAUUGGUUCUUUGUUAAAUAAAGUUUUCUUUUCAUAA